Messenger RNA from Dentiscutata erythropus, 780 nucleotides. The record is from the annotation of a GenBank genome assembly. NCBI's taxonomy places the organism in Eukaryota, Fungi, Glomeromycota, Glomeromycetes, Diversisporales, Gigasporaceae.
AUGGAAUGUAAAAGUUAUCAUGAAAAAAAGGGAAUUCAUUCAGGCAAAUUGUGGAGUUGGCCUUCAGUUCGCAUCUUUGUUGGUAUUUGGUCAACAGCUAAAAAUACUGCGAUUCGAAAUUUAAUACGGACUCUAUAUUCGAAGCAAAAAAAAGAUUUAAUUGAUGACAAAGUAGAUUUCAAAUUUAUUCUUGGCAAAUCGAGUGAUAAUGACAUGUCCAUGUUGAUUGCAGAGAAUGAUACUUUUGGUGAUAUCGUCAUACUGGAUGUAAAAGAAAACAUGAAUAAUGGCAAGGCAUAUUACUAUUGGCAAUGGGUUGGCAUAAAUAUUAAGACCACAGAAUAUGAUCAUGCCGCAAAGACCGAUGACGAUUCUUUUGUACAUUUUCAAAAUAUGGCUCUUAACCUUCGACCGCUACCACGUGAUUAUCUAUAUUAUGGGCACAUAAUUAAAUAUAAGAAGAAAAUAGCCUUUGCUCGAGGCCUGCUCCAAGUACUUUCACUUAAUUAUGUAUACCCAUUUGUGUCAAUUCCAUUCAACGAAAAAGAAUGGAAUGGGCCUGAAGAUGUUAAAUUGGGGGCAUGGUUGGAUAAAUACACAAAUUCAACUUUAAAUCAAUUCAAUGAGGAUUGCUUAAUGAUUCAUGAUCCACGAGUACCAGUACAUCGUCCUAUAUGGAGGCAAUGGGCAUCUCCGCAUACAAUUGUUAUACAUUGGCUAAAAGACAUUAAUGCAUGGAGAAGUGUUGUUGAUUUUCACUUUGGCAAAGAUUAUAACUAG